Messenger RNA from Budorcas taxicolor (takin), 933 nucleotides. It is a transcript of the gene CA5A, whose product is annotated as carbonic anhydrase 5A. Lineage: Eukaryota; Metazoa; Chordata; Mammalia; Artiodactyla; Bovidae. Gene Ontology annotation, molecular function: zinc ion binding; carbonate dehydratase activity. The record is from RefSeq and is a predicted model, not a curated record. The transcript is spliced from 7 exons. Gene Ontology annotation, cellular component: mitochondrion; cytoplasm. The coding region runs from base 1 to 933 and encodes 310 amino acids.
AUGGUCAGGCCCCCAGUGCUGGGCUGGAGUCAUCUGAAGUCCUCAAGCUUGUCUCUCCUGGCCAAGCAGAUAUGGGGCACCCUCCGUAGCCACUUGCUAAGGCCAGCGCGAUGUUGCUCACAGGUUCCCUGUGCACAGAGAAGGAGAAAUGACGCUUUGCACCCCGUCUGGAAGGGUCCAGCCUCCGUGCCAGGGGGCACCCGGCAGUCCCCCAUCAACAUCCGCUGGAGGGACAGUGUCUACGAUCCCCAACUGACGCCCCUGGGGGUCUUCUACAAGGCGGAGGCCUGCCUGUAUGUCUGGAACACCGGCUACCUCUUCCAGGUGGAAUUCGACGACUCCACCGAGGGGUCAGGAAUCAGCGGUGGCCCCUUGGAAAACCACUACAGACUAAAGCAGUUCCACUUCCACUGGGGAGCAGUGAACGAGUGGGGCUCAGAGCACACGGUGGACGAUCACGUGUACCCCGCAGAGCUGCACUUGGUUCACUGGAACGCUGUGAAAUACCAGAACUACACAGAUGCCGUGAUUGGAGCUGACGGCUUGGCCGUGGUAGGCGUAUUUUUAAAGCUGGGGGCCCGCCACAAGGAGCUGCAGGAGCUGGUGACAGUCUUGCCAGACAUAAAGCACAAGGACGCGCGAGCAGCCCUGGGCCCCUUCCAGCCCUCCUGCCUGCUGCCUGCCUGCCGGGACUACUGGACAUACCCGGGCUCCCUGACCACGCCGCCACUGUCCGAGUCGGUCACCUGGAUCAUCCACAAGAAGCCCAUUGAGGUGGCUCAGGACCAGCUGGCCGCGUUUCGCUCACUUCUGUUUUCUGCGCCUGGUGAAGAAGAGAAGGGGAUGGUAAACAACUACCGCCCACUCCAACCCCUGAUGAACCGGAAGGUCCGCUCCUCCUUCCAGGCCACUCACGAGGGAGCAAGACUCUAA